AUGCCAAAGUGUGAAGUUGGCCACUUCCAGAACAGGCUGGAGAGUUCCUUGAAGAUGUGCCUUGACAACGUGAAAAGGGCCUGCGAUGGAGCUGAUAUUGAAAGUCUGCCGCGAACCCAUCAAUUCAUCCGAUGGCAAUCCAAGAUCCGUGCUUGGAGUAGCAUCAAGCCCGACUUGUCUCAGCAAAUGGAUUCUUUUCUGCAAGGAUACAUCGACCAGGCCAUUGGGGGUGCAUCAAAGCAUCCUGACGAGCUUCAUGCUCAUGUACUUCUGGUGGCGAGGCUGGAGAACAUAAGCGAUAUUGCAACACAAAUGCCUGGCUUUGGUGAUGCUGCCAAGAUAGACGGGGCAUUGAAGGAUGCGGAAGAAUGCUUGGAGAAGCACUUUGAACACAUCUUCGAGAGCGCUUCUCAAGCGGCUAACGCAUCGGUCAGAGCAGUCUUGGAGUCUCCUGAGUCAGACUCUGUGGACUUUGUAGUGCUAAAGACAGUAGGGAAGGAGCUAAAAGAGAGCAGAUCAGCAUGGGAGAGUGGCCUUGAAGCAGCUUCAAAGACACAUGCUCGCGUUGUCAAGUGGUACGAACGCCUACAAGGAGCGGCGACUGGCUGGCUUGACUCCUUGCAGGAGUGCAACAAGGAGAUGCUUGACACGGUCGGUGUGAUCGCUGCAGGUGGCAACAAGUCUGAUGUGGAUCUUGCCACUGGUGCCUGUUGCAAGAACCUCUAUUACACCAUGUCCGAGCUCGUAGAUUCCUUGCCAGAUGUUGACAGACAAAAUUGCAUGAAGAGCACGUGUGAUGUCGUGCUGCUCGACACCUUGAACUGUUUUAACGGAGUGAGCUCUGCCGCCUUGACCUUGUCUACACAAGUUGUCAAUGGCUCUGCCACCCAGAGCAUACUUCAGAGCCUGCGAGUGCUCAUUGAAGUACUUCAAGGCUUUGCCUGGAUGGACAUCGCCAAGGAUGCGGAUGCUCCAAAUAGUACGUUGGACAAACUCCAGAAGCAGGUCCAGGAGUAUUCCGACGAACUGUACCGUAGCCUCUGCACUUUGCUACGUACUUUCCUGGAAACCUCUCCGGUGAAGCGAUCCCUUUCGAAGUUUCUACGUGCCUGGAAGGAGUUUCAAGGGCUGAGCGAAUUAAUUCCGGUGUUCCAGUUCCUGGAGGAUGAACAGGCUUCCGUGCCUCCGUGGCUUCUGAACCCUCACUGCACGAUCUCGACUCCUUUCCGGCAGAAGAUGUCAACAAUAUCCUUCACGCCCAUGACCAGCUACGGUGUUCAGAAAAGCGCUGAUGACAUCAAGAUGCUUGUCUUCUCCUGCGUGGAUGCUCCUGGCAACUACAAGGAUCUUCAGCUGAGAGAGCUCUUCUUGUUUUUGUCCCAAGAUGUUGCCCCAAACCACAAAAAGCAACGCCGCUUUACCAACUGCCAGGAGAAGGAUUUUGUGCUGUGCACCCUGGAGAAGUGGCGAGGAUUAAUGCUCCUGAGUUUGUUGAAGAUGUUUGGUCCAGAGGAGCAGGUUCACGAGCAGGUGAAGAGAGAGGUCCUUGAUGACUUGGGGAAAGUGCGCGACAUGAUUGGGAACCCGACGGAGAGACAAAGCGCGGCCGACACUCUUGUCAAGCUGGCACUCUUAGAGUUGAAGAGUUCAGCUUUCAAUGAAGCUCAAAGACUAUGGCAGCAAUAUCAAUGCUUGCUGACCACGAGAAACUUCGAAGAUGACCAGACAAUCCAGUUGCAACUUGAAGACUUUGAUUUCACAGGCCUCAAGGAUCUCUUGGGAGAAAGACCGGAAAAGGAGAGCGCGGAAAGUACAUUGAGCAAAACCUUCCAUUUACGUCUUGGGCGAAUUGAGUCGACUGUGCGGGAGCGCUUAUCUUUGGCAAAGCGUUCUGUCCAUGAGCCUGAGAUCUUCGCCAGAGAGUUUCGAAAGCUGAAAGCAGCAGAUGCAGAGCUUGGAGACUACUUGAAGCUCUACAAGGAAAUGGACCUUCGAGCAGAGGUUGAAAAGGUUGGCGUGCAUGGUGCAGAACAUUUCCAGCUACUGUUGGUGAAGAUCAAGGCUGAGCUAGAGGAGAAGAACUACGAUGCAUGCUUGAACCAUGCAGAUGAGCUUCAAUGCUUGGUUUCCAAGUGGGAAGGCGUCGACAUUUUGACAAGAACUCAGCUUUCUGAAGCGGAAGUUGCGCUGAAAAAGGCCAAAAACUGCUUGGAACUUGUCAAGCCACUUGCGACAAACUUUUUGGAGAUCGUGAAGCAUAUCGAUGAAAAGGCGCUCUCCACAGAGUUGAUCCUGGAGCUCAAGCAGCUGCAAAUAGGCCAUCGACCUGAUGUAAAAGAGGCUUAUAACGCUGCAGUCCAACGCAUCGCCAAAGAUCUGAACGGAUGUCUUCACGACGUGAACAACAUCGGGAAUCCAAACUCUUAUGAAUUUGGCAUCGCGGCAUUCGAGCUUUUGAAGAGACACUUUGAUGGUGGGUUGGGGGAACAUUUUCCACAAGCUCGUGCUCAAGUUGAACAAGAUUUGAUGAAACUGAAGCAAGAGGUCGAAUUGCACAACGAGCAGAUACUCUCAAACCUCUACUCAGACGAGAAGAAGAUUGAGCAGCUGCGACUUGAGUUGGACAAGUUGUCUUCCAAGCAUCAAUCACCUGAGUGGUGGGAGAGCACGUGGGAGAGCACAUUGCAAUUUUUUGGUGGUACUUCAAGAAAGAGUGCAGACGCUGCAAGAGCUGCUGACUACGCUCGGAAAAAUUACUGUGCACUCCAAGCCAGAGUGAACAAGGAGAUCAUCGACCACAUUGAAGAAGGCUUAAACGGCAUGCAAGCAGGACACUUUGAUGUGAGUGGAAGCGUUGUGAGCUUCCUCGAGCUUGUGAGCAGUCACUUGAGUUCGCAUUUGGAUGGAUCGACGCAAGGUCAAAUUGAGCGCUUUGAAGGUGAAGUGAAGAACAUGUUUCAGAACAGGUUGGAGAAGCUGCUUAAGUCCUUCGACGGAGAGGAUGCUCGAACAGCCAUUGCAGAGCUUGGAGACUGGAACAUGUUUGGAUUUCUUGCGCCACCUUUGCUUCUUCGUCUUUGA
This is a messenger RNA of Durusdinium trenchii, 3081 nucleotides long. The record is from the annotation of a GenBank genome assembly. Lineage: Eukaryota; Dinophyceae; Suessiales; Symbiodiniaceae.